GAGGAGCUCACAGCCUGCAAUAAAAAGCGGAUGUUUACGUUAAAAGGAAAAUAUUUCUCAGAGUUAUCCGUCGGUCUGGGAACAGUCUCGAAGGGUAAUACGUUCUAUUGUAAUUUACGCCUCACACUUUCAUUACUCGGAUCCUUUUGUUAUAUUUGGGUAACUGUAAUUCGUUUCCAAAUGACGCGGUAUGUAGGCAGUUGUUUCUUUACUCUGUUCGUUCUGUUCCUUUGGCGGGUCGGAGACAUUGCAGAUGCUUGCAAAUGCUCCCCUCCACAUCCCCAACAGGCUUUUUGCGAUGCAGAAAUCGUGAUCAGGGCGAAGGUGGUUGGAAAGAAAGUGGUGUCUAACGCCAUCAAGUAUGACAUCCAACAGAUCAAGAUGUUCAAAUGCCCUAACCAGGUUAUCCACGCCAUCUUCACUGCAUCAUCCCCAGCCGCAUGCGGGGUGACUCUGGAAAUCAACAAGGAGUAUCUCUUCACAGGUAAGAUGGAGACUGGAAGGAUGUACGUAACGCUGUGUGGCUAUAAUCCACUCUGGGAGGACUUGAGUGCUUCACAAAAGAACAGCUUGACUCGCCGCUACAAAAGCGGCUGCGAUUGCAAGAUCAUCCACUGCACUUCCCUCCCCUGUCCGAUCAGCACCACAGAUGCGUGCCUGUGGAUGGACUGGGGGACUAACAAUAGCCAAAACCUUGCCUGUAUCAAGAGCGAUGGGUCUUGUGCUUGGAAGUAGUUCCUAGAUAUUGAGGACUCCUAUACUCUACAGGCCAUCCGCUCUGUGACUAGAUGACUAAAUUCUAAAAUAAAAAACAAAGCUGCAAAUGGAAUAUGAUUUAAAUUAACCAAAAUGUCUUACUGGCCACUUAUACAAUAAAAGUAAACAAAUCAAA
Messenger RNA from Salmo salar (Atlantic salmon), 892 nucleotides. NCBI's taxonomy places the organism in Eukaryota, Metazoa, Chordata, Actinopteri, Salmoniformes, Salmonidae. The record is from RefSeq and is a predicted model, not a curated record.